AUCUCCAGUGUCAAACUUGACAUCAGCCUGCGAGCGGAGCAUGGUAACUUCUCCAGCAAUCAGAGCGCUCCCCCUCACAUCAGUGGCAUGCUUCAUGGAGAUAUGCUCCUCUCACUGCCCUCUGCACCAGCAACAUGGAUUGUCACCUCUCCAUCCUCCUCCUUCUCAGCUGCUCUGUUCUCGACUGCUUCGGGGAACUGAUUCCGCAGCCUUCCAAUGAAGUCAAUCUACUGGAUUCAAAAACAAUUCAAGGGGAGCUGGGCUGGAUCUCUUAUCCAUCACAUGGGUGGGAAGAGAUCAGUGGUGUGGAUGAACAUUACACACCCAUCAGGACUUACCAGGUGUGCAAUGUCAUGGAUCACAGUCAAAACAAUUGGCUGAGAACAAACUGGGUCCCCAGGAACUCAGCUCAGAAGAUUUAUGUGGAGCUCAAGUUCACUCUACGAGAUUGCAAUAGCAUUCCAUUGGUUUUAGGAACUUGCAAGGAGACAUUCAACCUGUACUACAUGGAGUCUGAUGAUGAUCAUGGGGUGAAAUUUCGAGAGCAACAGUUUACAAAGAUUGACACCAUUGCAGCUGAUGAAAGUUUCACUCAAAUGGAUCUUGGGGACCGUAUUCUGAAGCUCAACACUGAGAUUAGAGAAGUAGGUCCUGUCAACAAGAAGGGAUUUUAUUUGGCAUUUCAAGAUGUUGGUGCUUGUGUUGCCUUGGUGUCUGUGAGAGUAUACUUCAAAAAGUGCCCAUUUACAGUGAAGAAUCUGGCUAUGUUUCCAGACACGGUACCCAUGGACUCCCAGUCCCUGGUGGAGGUUAGAGGGUCUUGUGUCAACAAUUCUAAGGAGGAAGAUCCUCCAAGGAUGUACUGCAGUACAGAAGGCGAAUGGCUUGUACCCAUUGGCAAGUGUUCCUGCAAUGCUGGCUAUGAAGAAAGAGGUUUUAUGUGCCAAGCUUGUCGACCAGGUUUCUACAAGGCAUUGGAUGGUAAUAUGAAGUGUGCUAAGUGCCCGCCUCACAGUUCUACUCAGGAAGAUGGUUCAAUGAACUGCAGGUGUGAGAAUAAUUACUUCCGGGCAGACAAAGACCCUCCAUCCAUGGCUUGUACCCGACCUCCAUCUUCACCAAGAAAUGUUAUCUCUAAUAUAAACGAGACCUCAGUUAUCCUGGACUGGAGUUGGCCCCUGGACACAGGAGGCCGGAAAGAUGUUACCUUCAACAUCAUAUGUAAAAAAUGUGGGUGGAAUAUAAAACAGUGUGAGCCAUGCAGCCCAAAUGUCCGCUUCCUCCCUCGACAGUUUGGACUCACCAACACCACGGUGACAGUGACAGACCUUCUGGCACAUACUAACUACACCUUUGAGAUUGAUGCCGUUAAUGGGGUGUCAGAGCUGAGCUCCCCACCAAGACAGUUUGCUGCGGUCAGCAUCACAACUAAUCAGGCUGCUCCAUCACCUGUCCUGACGAUUAAGAAAGAUCGGACCUCCAGAAAUAGCAUCUCUUUGUCCUGGCAAGAACCUGAACAUCCUAAUGGGAUCAUAUUGGACUACGAGGUCAAAUACUAUGAAAAGCAGGAACAAGAAACAAGUUAUACCAUUCUGAGGGCAAGAGGCACAAAUGUUACCAUCAGUAGCCUCAAGCCUGACACUAUAUACGUAUUCCAAAUCCGAGCCCGAACAGCCGCUGGAUAUGGGACGAACAGCCGCAAGUUUGAGUUUGAAACUAGUCCAGACUCUUUUUCCAUCUCUGGUGAAAGUAGCCAAGUGGUCAUGAUCGCCAUUUCAGCGGCAGUAGCAAUUAUUCUCCUCACUGUUGUCAUCUAUGUUUUGACUGGGAGGUUCUGUGGCUAUAAGUCAAAACAUGGGGCAGAUGAAAAAAGACUUCACUUUGGCAACGGGCAUUUAAAACUUCCAGGUCUCAGGACUUAUGUUGACCCACAUACAUAUGAAGACCCUACCCAAGCUGUUCAUGAGUUUGCCAAGGAAUUGGAUGCCACCAACAUAUCCAUUGAUAAAGUUGUUGGAGCAGGUGAAUUUGGAGAGGUGUGCAGUGGUCGCUUAAAACUUCCUUCAAAAAAAGAGAUUUCAGUGGCCAUUAAGACCCUGAAAGUCGGCUACACAGAAAAGCAGAGGAGAGACUUCCUGGGAGAAGCAAGCAUUAUGGGACAGUUUGACCACCCCAAUAUCAUUCGACUGGAAGGAGUUGUUACCAAAAGUAAGCCAGUUAUGAUCGUCACAGAAUACAUGGAGAAUGGUUCCUUGGAUAGUUUCCUACGUAAACACGAUGCCCAGUUUACUGUCAUUCAGCUAGUGGGGAUGCUUCGAGGGAUAGCAUCUGGCAUGAAGUACCUGUCAGAUAUGGGCUAUGUUCACCGAGACCUUGCUGCUCGGAACAUCUUGAUCAACAGUAACUUGGUGUGUAAGGUUUCUGAUUUUGGACUUUCGCGUGUCCUGGAGGAUGACCCAGAAGCUGCUUAUACAACAAGAGGAGGGAAGAUCCCAAUCAGGUGGACAUCACCAGAAGCUAUAGCCUACCGCAAGUUCACGUCAGCCAGCGAUGUAUGGAGUUAUGGGAUUGUUCUCUGGGAGGUGAUGUCUUACGGAGAGAGACCAUACUGGGAGAUGUCCAAUCAGGAUGUAAUUAAAGCUGUAGAUGAGGGCUAUCGACUGCCACCCCCCAUGGACUGCCCAGCUGCCUUGUAUCAGCUGAUGCUGGACUGCUGGCAGAAAGACAGGAACAACAGACCCAAGUUUGAGCAGAUUGUUAGUAUUCUGGACAAGCUUAUCCGGAAUCCCGGCAGCCUGAAGAUCAUCACCAGUGCAGCCGCAAGGCCAUCAAACCUUCUUCUGGACCAAAGCAAUGUGGAUAUCACUACCUUCCGCACAACAGGUGACUGGCUUAAUGGUGUCCGGACAGCACACUGCAAGGAAAUCUUCACGGGCGUGGAGUACAGUUCUUGUGACACAAUAGCCAAGAUUUCCACAGAUGACAUGAAAAAGGUUGGUGUCACCGUGGUUGGGCCACAGAAGAAGAUCAUCAGUAGCAUUAAAGCUCUAGAAACACAAUCAAAGAAUGGCCCAGUUCCCGUGUAAAGCACUGCUUCUGGAAGGAAGUGGUGGCUGUGGAAGGUGUAGCAUCAUCCUGCAGACAGACAAUAAUUCUGGAGAUACUGAUGGAAGUUCCAAGUCCAAUAAGACACUCAAAUAUGAGUACAAAUGCCUUAAAAUGGAAUUGAAAAACUCUUUAUUUUCCCCUAUCAUUUAGUGGAUGGGUGGGUGGGGUAUUUUUUUGUAAUUGCUUUUUUAAAUAUUAGUUAAUGGAUUAAAUUUAAUUCUUCAGCGUAAAAUGGUGAAGAACUAGCAUAUAGCCAUUGAUCAUAAACUGACUAUCAUAAAAUCAAAGAAGUGAAAUAACAAAAUGGACAUGGUGGCUUUGUUUAUGUAGAGCCACAAAAGAAAAGACUUGUAAUAUUUUUAUAUACAGAGGAAAUCUGUAACAGGUAUUUUGUUUCUUUUAAAGCAAGCAACAUAGAGGAAUUUAUACCUCAAACUAUCUGGCCAUAUUUACUACCUUAUCACUGCAUUAUUCUCUUUUAUCUGUUUAAAGCAUAUAGAGAUGAAGUUUGUAGUUGUUUUAAGUACUACAUAUUUUUAAAUUGUUAGCUUCCUUAAGUAUAUCAUGUAAAGAAAUGUCUUAAUUUUUGAAAAAAGUACAUAUUUAUUUUCUUUUGAAUUGUUUUUGUUGUUUUCUAUUUAUGCCGUGAUGAUUUAAUAUGGAUUUGUUACAGCCAAGUGCCAAAUGCUCUCUCAAAUUGUCAGCAAUUUAACUAGACACAGAUAAUAAUGGGUUUCUUUCAGAUUUUUUGAACCAUCCACUUACAUAUAUUUUUAAAAAAUGAAAUCCUUUUCCUGUUCAUACACUAACCAAAUCUCUCAUAAUCUGUUAUCCCAAUCAUUGUUGCCUCUCCGUUUAUUAUAAACUGUAUGCUCACAACUUAGUGUAAUAUACCAGCUUGUAUGCAAUGGAUUUUCAACCAGAUAACAUACCUUUCCUGCUCUGGUGCUUAGAGACUAUCAACUCCCUCCUUUAGUGAAGGAGCUGUGUUAGAGCUUCCGAGAAUAGCUCCACUGGAGAGAAGUGGAAUCCUAUAUAGAAUGCUGCACUAAUUGACAACACAGCCUAUAGGCCAACACAUGAGUAAAAAAAAAAAAAAAAAAAAAAAAAAAAAA
Molecule: messenger RNA, 4223 nt
Organism: Gorilla gorilla gorilla (western lowland gorilla)
Lineage: Eukaryota; Metazoa; Chordata; Mammalia; Primates; Hominidae
Gene: EPHA3
Product: EPH receptor A3
Exons: 17
Coding region: 135-3086 (983 amino acids)
Biological process (GO): ephrin receptor signaling pathway; axon guidance; protein phosphorylation
Cellular component (GO): plasma membrane; dendrite
Molecular function (GO): protein binding; transmembrane-ephrin receptor activity; ATP binding
Source: RefSeq, a predicted model, not a curated record